Messenger RNA from Trichoplusia ni (cabbage looper), 1139 nucleotides. Its product is annotated as holotricin-3-like. Lineage: Eukaryota; Metazoa; Arthropoda; Insecta; Lepidoptera; Noctuidae. The transcript has 2 exons. The record is from RefSeq and is a predicted model, not a curated record. Bases 413 to 652 code for a protein of 79 amino acids.
AAGUAUAAAGUAUAAAUAUAAAUAAACCAUCAUUUAAUUAAUAUAAUGAAACCUACGCACUUUCAAUCCUUAAAUCCUUAAACGCCGCCUAACAACUAUGUUUUUACUACAUGCGUUCAAUCUCUGACCUUCGCUUGUUCUUAGGUUAGCAUGCCAUCUGUAAAAUGAAUUGUGAAUAGGUACACAACAGUCUUAAGGUAUUUAAGACAUAAUAUAAUGGAUACUUCUCUAAUGAAUUACUUAUUCGUAUAGGUUCUUACAUUUCUUAGUGACAAUAAAUUUUAAGGAUAAAGUAACAUAUUUAAACCAGCCUUAGCAACCACAAGAACAAAUAAAACGCUUACUAGAAGUAUAAAAGCUGCAUAAGUUUUCGGAAACCCAUCAGUGUAUCCUGCAAUACGAUACUGAUACAAUGGCUCGUUUGUUCUUAUUUGUCUUAGUUCUAGCUAUUGUUUCCUGUGUCUUUGCCCUGCCAGGCCAGAAGCACUACAGUGGACAGGCGCACGCAUCGCACGGCAGUAUCGGUGUCGGCAGUGUCAGCGGAGGUGACUUCGGUGCUGGUGCCUUCAGCAUCGGCCACGGCGGCAGCAGCUCUGGCUAUGGCACCGGCGGUCAGGGAGGUAGCCACGGUAGCAACCACUAUGGUCGCUGAACUGGGUUUCACAAUACAUAAGGAAUUUAAUAUCGAUAAAUGUAGGUAUCUGACCAUCUUGCAAUAAAAACUCUUCUCAAUUUUUAAUUUGUUUUUUAAUCACCUCUUCGGUUUAAUUACGAUACCACUACUUUAAAUUAUUGUAAAAUACAUCGUAAGUAUUGGAAGGUAAGAACGAAAAGGAAAGAGUACCUAAGUACCUAAGGUAAGUAAACAAAAUGGAUGUAAACAUAGCCGAGGUCACAAAAGUACUAAACUUGAAGUUUGUAGUUAAUUGCGCGUAUGUGAUGAAAAUCAGGCAAUACCUGAGGAUAUACACUUGCUUUUCGUACCUUGAGAUUGCUCUAUUUUUGCUUAAGUGGUAGGCUAAGGAGGUUUUGUUUGAAGGAUCGGAGGUGGAAACAGUAAAGAAAUCAGCUCGCUGCCUCCUCCUUUAAAAGACGAAACCCGUGCCGGUGGGUAUGUGCGUGUUGAUGCGCAGGUUAAA